GCUGCGGGAUCGAGCGAGCGAGCGAGCGAGCCAGGGCCGGACCGUCCUGCUGCCCGCCCUGGACGGCCAUGGCGGCCGCAACUGCUGCCUCCGUCCCGUUGCUCCUGGGCUUCGUGUCCCUGCCUCUCUCCUUCUCCUCCUCCUCCUCCUUCUCCUCCUCCUCCAAGGUGGCGACGGCCAGUUUGGCCGCCAAAUGGCCCGCGACUCCGUUGCUGCUGGAGGCGAGUGAGUUUAUGGCAGAAGAAAGUAAUGAGAAGUUUUGGCAGUUUUUGGAGACUGUACGAGAAUUAACAAUAUAUAAGCAAGGAGACUCAGAAUAUUCCUAUUACAACUUAAUAUUGAAGAAAGCAGGACAAUUUUUAUCAAAUCUGCAGAUAAAUCUCCUAAAAUUUGCCUUUUCAAUAAGGGCAUACUCUCCAACCAUUCAGAUGUUUCAACAGAUUGCAGCUGAUGAACCGCCACCAGAAGGUUGCAGUGCAUUUGUGGUUAUUCAUGAACAGCACACCUGUAAAACUAAGGAGAUUAAAAAGCUUCUGAGGAAGGCUGCUGAGAGACCCAGGCCAUAUCUUUUCAAAGGAGAUCAUAAAUACCCUAAAAUCAAUGAGAAUGUUCCAGUGGCUAUUCUUUAUGCAGAAAUGGGUACAAAGGACUUCGUUAAAUUUCAUAAAAUCCUCGCUGAAAAAGCUCAAAACCAGGAGAUUAUGUAUGUUUUCCGGCAUUACGUUCAGAAACCAAAAUCCAAGAAAAUGUAUUUAUCUGGGUAUGGUGUGGAACUUGCAAUUAAAAGCACUGAGUACAAAGUAAUGGAUGAUUCACAAGUUAAAGCUACAAACGAGACAGACCUGGAAGAGGACAAUGAAGAAAAUGAAGUUCAGGGAUUUCUUUUUGGGAAAUUGAAUAAAAUUCAUCCGGACCUUAAAGAUAAUCUGAAGGAGUUGAGAAAACACCUUAUUGAAAGUACUAAAGAAAUGGUGCCUUUGAAAGUUUGGGAACUUCAAGAUAUUAGUUUUCAAGCAGCUUCUCAAAUUAUGUCUACUCGUGUUUAUGAUGCCUUAAAAUUAAUGAAAGACAUUUCUCAGAACUUCCCAAUAAAGGCCAGAUCUCUGACAAGAAUUGCCGUGAACCAAGACAUGAGAAAAGAAAUAGAAGAAAAUCAAAAGAAUUUCCCUGAAGUCCUUGGAAUUCAGCCGGGGGAUGCUCGUCUGUUUAUAAAUGGUCUCCAUAUUGACUUGGAUCUUCAUGAUCCUUUUAGCAUUUUGGAAAUACUAAAAUCAGAUGGGAAAGUAAUGCAUGGUCUUCAUGAUCUUGGACUCAACGAGGAAGACCUCAGCAGACUUCUAAGAUUAAAUACACAUCCUACAGAUGUCAGCUAUGCAUUAGAUAUUCGUCAUCCUUCAAUUAUAUGGAUCAAUGACAUAGAAAAAGAUGACAUGUAUAAACUGUGGCCUACCAGUUGCCGGGAGCUUCUGAAGCCCAUAUUCCCUGGAAGCAUACACCAAAUUAGACGUAAUUUUUACAAUUUGGUUCUGUUUGUUGAUCCAGUUCAAGAAAUGGCAGCUGAUUUUGUGAAAGUGGCUGAACUAUUCUAUCAUCAUAAAAUUCCCCUUAGAAUUGGUUUUGUAUUUAUUCUUAAUACUGAUGAAAAAGUGGAUGGAAAAGAUGAUGCUGGAGUUGCUCUUUGGAGAACUUUUAAUUACUUUGCAGAAGAAGAUGAUAUCACACGGGCUUUUAUCUCCAUAGUAAAUAUGUACCAUAAAGUGAAGAAAGGAGAAACUCUGACUGUAGACAAUGUGAAGAGUGUUCUUCAAAAUGAAUUUCCUCAUGCUGAUCUCCAGGAAAUCCUGGGAGUUGAUUCAGAGUACGAUGAGAAAAGGAAGGCAGGAGCAACCUUUCAUAAAAUGACUGGCCUGGGUUCUUUGCCUCAAGCUCUAUUUAAUGGAGUGCCCUUUAAGAGUGAAGAGGUGGAUGCUGAAGAGAUGGAAACGGUUAUUCUCCAAAAGAUUAUGGAUGCAACAGAGUUCUUUCAGAGAGCAGUCUUCAUGGGAUUGCUAAAUGACCAGAUGGAUGCAAUUGAUUUUCUUAUGGAUCAGAGUAAUGUGGUAUCUCGUAUCAGUCCCUUAGUACUUGGCACUGAAAGGCGAUAUCUUAAUUUAAUAUCCACAUCAGUGUCAGUUGAUAUUCAAGAUUUCUCCACUUUCUCCUAUUUGGAUUCACAAGAUAAGAGUGCUGUAAUUGCAAGGAAUAUGAGAUAUUUAACCAAAAAAGAUGAAGAUGUAAUUUCUCCAGUCACCAUCUGGAUUAUUGCAGAUUUUGACAAGUCAUCUGGGAGGCAACUACUUUCUAAUGCUUUGAAACACAUGAAAACCACUUCGCAUACCCGCCUUGGAGUUAUUUGCAACCCCACAUCAAAAUUGAAUGAAGAGAACACUGCUAUUUCUAGAGGAAUUUUGGCAGCUUUCCUAACACAGAAAAACAAGCAUUUAAGAAAUUUUCUUAAUAGAUUGACAAAGGAGGAGACAGUCAAAGAGAUUGCUAAUGGAGUUAAAAUCAAGAAAUUUCUUCUUCCGGGAAUGGAUGUGAAUGCUUUUGAGAAGAAAUAUAAUACACUUGGAGUGGAUAUUAUUCAAACUCACAAGUUGUUCUGUCAAGAAGUCCUUGAACUGUUUCCUGGAAAAAUGGCCGUUGUCAGCAAUGGGAGGGUCCUGGGACCAUUGGCUGAAAACUAUUUCUAUACUGAAGAUUUUCGCUUAUUGGAAAAAAUAACAUUUAGAACCUCAGCAGAGAAAAUUAAAACAAUCAUUAAGGAUAUGAAAGUCAACUCAGAAAGUGGAAGUGACUUGGUUAUGAAAGUGGAUGCCCUUCUAUCUUCAAGUCCUAAAAGAAUGUCAAGACAGCAAGUUAAAUUUCUUAAAGAACAACACAGUAUUAUAAAGAUAAAUCCUCAAGAAAAUGAUGCAUUUUAUGAUGUUGUUGCUAUAGUGGAUCCAUUGUCAAGAGAAGCCCAGAAGAUGGCACACGUAUUGAUUGUACUUGGCCAAAUAGUCAACAUGAAGCUGACAAUAUUUAUGAACUGUAGGUCCAAGCUCUCAGAAGUACCUUUAAAGAGCUUUUACCGCUUUGUUCUGGAAUCAGAAUUGAAAAUGGAGCCCAGUGGUAUUCUCACUUCUGGGCCUAUGGCAAAAUUCUUGGAAAUGCCUGAAUCGCCACUUUUGACCCUAAACAUGAUUACUCCGGACAACUGGUUGGUUGAAGCAGUAUAUAGUUCCUGUGACCUAGAUAAUAUUCAUUUAGAAGGCAUCGAGGGGACUGUGACAGCAGAAUAUGAACUGGAAAAUCUGUUACUUGAAGGACACUGCUUUGAUAUAAGUUCUGCUCAGCCUCCUCGGGGUUUGCAAUUUACCCUUGGCAUGAAAAAUAAGCCCGCAAUGCUCGAUACCAUUGUGAUGGCCAAUCUGGGAUACUUUCAAUUAAAAGCAAACCCAGGUGCUUGGACUCUGAGAUUGCGCAAAGGAAAAUCUGAAGAUAUUUACCACAUAAUUGGGCAUGAAGGAGCAGACUCUCCGUCAGACUCAGAUGAUGUUAUUGUAGUAUUAAGUAACUUUAAAAGCAAAAUCCUUAAAGUACAGGUACAGAAAAAGCCAGACAAAAUUAAUGAAGAUCUUCUUUCUGAUAAAAAUAAAGAAAACCAACGAAUUUGGGACUCCAUUUCAAGUUCUGUAGAAGGAAUCCAAAUAGAGGAAAAAGACCAAUCCAAUCAAGAUUUUCUAAAUAUCUUUUCAGUUGCUUCUGGCCAUUUAUAUGAGCGUUUUUUGAGAAUUAUGAUGCUUUCUGUUUUACGUCAUACUACAACACCAGUUAAAUUUUGGUUUUUGAAAAAUUAUCUCUCUCCAACAUUUAAAGAUAUCAUUCCUCACAUGGCAGAGGAAUACGGAUUUCACUAUGAGCUGGUCCAGUAUAGGUGGCCUCGAUGGCUUCAUCAGCAGACUGAAAAGCAAAGAAUUAUUUGGGGUUACAAAAUUCUGUUCCUUGAUGUCCUUUUCCCACUAGCUGUGGACAAAAUCAUUUUUGUGGAUGCUGAUCAGAUUGUGAGAGCUGAUCUAAAGGAGCUCAGAGAUCUUGAUUUAGGUGGCGCUCCAUAUGGCUAUACCCCAUUCUGUGACAGCCGCACAGAAAUGGAUGGAUAUCGUUUCUGGAAAACAGGAUACUGGGCAUCACACCUUGGGAAAAGGAAGUAUCACAUCAGUGCCCUCUAUGUAGUAGAUCUCAAGAAGUUCAGAAAAAUUGCAGCAGGAGACCGACUUAGAGGCCAGUACCAGGCUCUCAGUCAAGAUCCAAACAGCCUGUCAAAUCUAGACCAGGACCUGCCUAAUAAUAUGAUUCAUCAGGUCGCCAUUAAGUCUCUUCCUCAAGAGUGGCUGUGGUGUGAAACUUGGUGUGAUGACAAAUCCAAAAAACAAGCCAAAACAAUUGACUUGUGUAAUAACCCCCAAACUAAAGAACCCAAAUUGGAAGCGGCUGCCCGAAUUGUCCCCGAAUGGUCAGAGUAUGACACUGAGCUCCGACAGCUGAUACAGCGGACUGAAGAGGGGAAGAAAAGCUCAAGCAAACCAACCUCCAAGAAGGGCUUCCAACGGGAUGAACUUUAAUUUAUUGGCUUUUGGAAAAAAAAAGUUUUUUUUGAAAAACACCAGUUCUGCUACGGGCCAUGGAAUGAAGGAUGUCACAGCUGCAGAAGCUUGAUUUUACUAUUUAUCACUGCACUUGUCAAAGGGUCCCUAACCGAAACUCAGAUUACUUAAGACCUGUCCAUGUACCAAGUGUAGCAAUGCAAACAAAACUUACAAGAGUAACUUUCUAAUAUGGAAUCCUAAAUGACGGGAUCCUCAAAAAUCAGGUAUCCUUGCUGCAUUUCCCUCUAAAUCGGUGCACCCCAGUUCUUUAGCAAAGUGUGUCUGCAGAUGAGCUGCUGAACCAAAUACACCUGAAGUUUCAGAUGCUGGAUUUUUCAUUUUACCACAUUCUACUUCUGCACAGACUGUUCCAUAAAGAGACUGGGCAUUUGGUUUUACUAAGUGGUGCGAUGUCAAUGGGUAUUUUUAGUUUACUAAAACAUACGUUUGCCUUAUUUAAGAAAAGAUGUGUUACUUUCCAAUGUGAAUUCAGGGAAGACUUCAUAGAGGAGUGCAUUCUAAUUGGUCUCUGAGAAAAUGGUUAGGCCAAACAGAGUGAACUGUUAUUGCAAUAAAAAUAUUUUUAAAUUGGAGUUUUCAAAUUAAAAACCUAGAAAAGAUUUUAUGUUGACCUUUUUCUCACUUUAAAACAACAGCAAUAGUUUCUCACAGUUUCCUUUUAUAGCAUACAAAUCUGAGUUUUUCCAAAUUAAAACUCACGUUUUCACCAAA
Messenger RNA from Ornithorhynchus anatinus (platypus), 5402 nucleotides. RefSeq names its product UDP-glucose glycoprotein glucosyltransferase 2 (gene UGGT2). Gene Ontology annotation, cellular component: endoplasmic reticulum. The coding region runs from base 69 to 4646 and encodes 1525 amino acids. Gene Ontology annotation, molecular function: UDP-glucose:glycoprotein glucosyltransferase activity. The transcript is spliced from 39 exons. The record is from RefSeq and is a predicted model, not a curated record. NCBI's taxonomy places the organism in Eukaryota, Metazoa, Chordata, Mammalia, Monotremata, Ornithorhynchidae.